GGGACGAGCCUCACCAACUGCCUGCAUCUGGUCAAGGAAGAAAGUGAAAAAGGGGAGGGUAGGAGAAGGCACUGGUGGCGGCAGCGACUGCUUGUUCUGUAUGAGUCUUUCCCAAGGGAGUCUGGAGGCUUGUUCCCUCUCAGAGGUUGGGAAACUGGAGGCCGGUGCUGUGGCUGAGGUGAGCCCCGAGAAGAACUGGAGCAGCCCCUCCCAGGACCCCAGCACUGAUUCCAGAGAGCCCAACAAACUCUGCUUUCCCACAUACUUGCAUGGAGAAAAAAAAAGCCUGCAAAUCAAGGAAUUUAUCUGGUGCAUGGAAGAGUGGGCCAUUCCUGAGACAGUUAGCAGUAAGACCUGCAGAACCCCCUGCGGAAGCACUGACCGGAGCCUCUCUGCCUCCGACUCCCUCGCAUCCAAGGACCUCGUGGUUCUGCCCCCACUGAAAAGCUGCCCCCCCAACAGCUUGGAUGUCCUGAGUAAGAAGGACAGGAGUAUUUUCUGGCAGCCGGAAGAGAAGGCACAAAGAGGGGAAAAGGACGAGUGUGUGGCUUGUUCAGAUAGGUUGAAAACAGUCGAUGGGAAAGGAGAAAAGAGACACCUUGAGCUGGCCAGCCGCCUGAAGGUCACCGACCAACUGCCUUUCCCGCCACCUAUGGUCCGGACACACCUGCUGGCGGCAGAGUCCCAGAGGUGCUGCCUGCGCUGGUCCCUCCUGCCCCAGAAGAGCUCUACGUAUCCAUCCAACCCCGACAACAUCCGCUAUCUUGCCACCUUGCAGGUUUUGCAAAAACAGGGAAUGCCAAGCUACAGAAGCAGACUCAAAGCCAAGGAAUCCAAACCUUCCAGGAACACCUCCAGACACACUCUCGGGGAGGCUAAGCAGGAAAGCAGUGACUUGGGGGCUGCCUCAGUGGGUAGAAGAAUUUGCUGUGCAUGCAUGAGGAUCCGAGUUCAAAUCUCCAGCACCCACACUGGAGUCAGACUCUGCGUAGCUAUGAUGCCAGUGCUCUCAGAAGGAGAAGGAAGCAUAGACAGGAAAAUCUCUGGAAGCCGUGGUCCAGCCAGAUUGUCGUAUACUGUGGAAAAGCAACGCAGACCUCGUCUCGCGGUAGAAGGUGAGGACCAACACCCAAGGGGUCCCCUGACCUUCACCCAUGUGGACCCACUUCAUACACAUAGACAAAAAUGUCUGAACAUUCUACAAGCCUUGGUGGAAACACAGGACAGUGCUCUUCCGCUGAGCUACACCCCCAGCCCCUUAAAAUCACUUAGAAUCAGGAGAAGGGCCAAUCUGAAUAAAGGGUCAACAUGUCCUAAGGUUUGUGGGGGACACAGGAGAUCUAGUCAUUGUUAAGCAUGUGCAAGGCCCUGACUUGAACCCAAGAGCCCCACUGCAGUCCCAUGCAAGUUGUAGUAGCCUGCACAGUUUUUUUUUAUAUUUGUGUGUUUACAUGUGCAUAUGUGUGUAUACAUGUGCAUAUGUGUGUAUACAUGUGCAUGUGCCUUGACGUGUAUUUAGAGGUCAGAGGGCUGCUUAAUGGAGUCAGUUCUCUCUCCUCCAAGUGCGUCCUGGGAACCGAACUCAGAUCAUCUGAUUUGGCAGCAAGCUUCUUUCCCCACAGAACCAUCUUGCCAGCCCCUCCUCCCUUGUUCCUUUGAAGCGUGAUCUCACAGUGUAAUCCAGGCUGGCCUUGAUGUGCGGCUCUUGUAUUUCUUUUGACCAGAUAAUCUAUAACAAAAUAUGCAGAAGAUGCCUCUAUGGACACAUGAACUUUUUGCAUUAGGCACUUCCCUGCCCAAGUGGUUGUUCAAGUGUCUGAUAUAGUCUCCUACAGUCAUUUAAAAAAAUUAUUUUUAUACAAUAUAUUUUGAUCAUUUUUCCCUUCCUAUAUCAUUAGCAUACUUCAUAUAUGGAGUUGCAUAUGGCUGCCUGUUGUGUCUAGAAGACACUGUUUCUUUGGAGCCAUCCAUUACCUCCUGUAGUGGCAUUUAACAAUGUAAUGCAAAAUUCUAGUCCUUGAAAAUUAUUAUCAACUGUUUAGGAUAAUAAACAUUAGUUAGUAGUUAAUCACCUAGUAUAAUCGAACUUGUUAGUCACAUUAGGUGUGCUUUCAAGGUCAAACAAAGAUAUAAUUUAGAUAGACAGGUCAUCUUAAAACACUUCAGAGAUCUACAGAAUAUGGCAUUUAAGAUGU
Molecule: messenger RNA, 2195 nt
Organism: Arvicola amphibius (Eurasian water vole)
Lineage: Eukaryota; Metazoa; Chordata; Mammalia; Rodentia; Cricetidae
Gene: C15H16orf46
Product: chromosome 15 C16orf46 homolog
Exons: 2
Coding region: 101-1354 (417 amino acids)
Source: RefSeq, a predicted model, not a curated record